This is a messenger RNA of Morone saxatilis (striped sea-bass), 5584 nucleotides long. It is a transcript of the gene znf319b, whose product is annotated as zinc finger protein 319b. The record is from RefSeq and is a predicted model, not a curated record. NCBI's taxonomy places the organism in Eukaryota, Metazoa, Chordata, Actinopteri, Moronidae. The transcript is spliced from 3 exons. Bases 514 to 2385 code for a protein of 623 amino acids.
GGUUUAUUCAUGUUCCCGUGCGCGGGCAGGGGCUCAGAAGCUAGCCGAUAGCUAGCUACCAAUUUACACCAAAAUGCAUAUCUUGUCGCUAACCGGGAGGAUUCCCUAGGAGCCAAAUAAAUGAAUACAUGAAACGGUGCGUUUAGGGGGCGAUUUGGGAAAUCGCGGGAGGAUUUUGGACCAUUUGAAUGACCCGCAAAUCCAAAUUUUCUCGGCCCCUGAAGCCACAGCGCUCGAACAAGAGAGCAUCCGAGCUCCGUUUGCGGAUGUGAAGAAGGGACCUGGCGUUAUUUGGGGGAGUAGCUAACCUAACCACCACAGACUGGCAUUCAUCGGGGACACUGUUUUCCAAACACUCCAGACUCCACUUGAAGGCCGAGAAUAAAGUUAAAGUAGGGGAAGUCUGAUAUCCACGCAGCUGUUCUCCUCUGUGCGUCUGUUCCCGCCAUUACAUCCUCCCCUACUGCCUCUUCACCAAGCACCCUCGCUAGUUCUUCACUGCUGCUUGCUGCAAUGGAUUGGGCCACACCAGCUGCCAAACUGAACCCCUACACCAGAGCCCGCAUGACAGAGGCCUGGCAGCAGCAUGCGGUCGCUCCGCCUCAAGUCGUCCACACCAUCCCUCCAGGAGCUGAGAACGCGUUGGGCUGUGCUGUGUAUGGCAUUGUACUUCAGCCAGAUGCUACGUCUUUGCAGCAGCAGCAACAGAGUCAGCAUGGACAGCACAGCCAACACAGCCAGCAGCACAGCGGGGGUCAGCAGCAUGGAGGCGGGCAGCACAGUCAGCAGCAGCACCCCGCCCAGGCCCAGCAGACCUCCCUACAGGUAGGGACAGAGGGAGGGCACAAGUGUGGGGCCUGUGGACACGAUAUCUCCCACCUGGCCAACCCACAUGAGCACCAGUGCAUGGUGAGUCAGGACAGGUCAUUCCAGUGCACACAGUGCAUGAAGAUUUUUCACCAGGCGACAGACUUGCUCGAACACCAGUGUGUUCAGGUGGAGCAGAAACCGUUUGUGUGUGGGGUGUGUAAGAUGGGCUUCUCUCUACUCACUUCUUUAGCCCAGCACCACACGUCCCAUAACAGCACCAACCCAAUGAAGUGUUCAAUAUGUGAGAAGACCUACCGACCCGGUUCUUCUGGCAACGUCACACCCAACUCAAAUAAUCCCCAGCAGUCUGGCAGUGAUGGGGCGUCAGCCAGCAGCAGCUCAUCCAUUCUACCCUUUCCCUCGGCCCGAGACCGGCCGUACAAAUGCUCUGUUUGCCAGAAGGGCUUCAAACACCUGUCAGAACUCACACGGCAUGAGAGGGUGCACACAGGAGAGAAGCCCUUCAAAUGUGACACAUGUGACAAGGCCUUCAGCCAGUCGUCACACCUGCAGCACCACCAGCGAACACACAGCAGUGAACGCCCAUUCAAGUGUGCCGUUUGUGAAAAGAGUUUCAAGCACCGCUCCCACCUCGUGCGCCACAUGUAUGUGCACUCCGGCGAGCACUUGUUCAAAUGCAACUUAUGUGAGCUGCACUUCAAAGAGUCGUCAGAGCUCCUUCACCACCCCUGCCACCCGCAGGGCUCUCGGCCGUUCCGCUGUGCCACAUGUGGUAAGGGUUUCAAGCGGCCAUCUGACCUGCGCCAACACGAGCGCACGCACUCAGAGGAGCGUCCCUUCCACUGUGACGAGUGUCAGAUGAGUUUCAAGCAGCAAUAUGCACUGGUGCGCCAUCGACGCACACACAAAGACCCUACUGACCGGCCAUUCAAAUGCAAUCUGUGCGACAAGGGCUUCAUGCAGCCCUCUCACCUCCUCUACCACCAGCACGUCCACGGCAUGGACAACCUGUUCAAGUGCGCCUCAUGCCAGAAGGAGUUCAGCCAGUCAGGAGAGCUGCUCCGACACAAGUGUGGCGAGUCGUCAAACACCUCGCCCGACAAGCCGUACAAGUGCGACGUGUGUGGCAAGGGCUACAAGAAGAGUUCCACGUUACAGCGUCAUCAAAACUCUCACUGCCAAGAGAAGCCCCUCAAGUGCUCGCUCUGUGACCGCCGCUUCCUGUCCUCUUCGGAAUUUGUCCAGCAUCGCUGCGACCCGUCGCGGGAAAAACCGCUGAAGUGUCCUGACUGUGAAAAACGUUUCAAAUACUCUUCAGACCUGAACCGGCACCGCCGCGUGCACACAGGGGAGAAACCGUACAAAUGUGGCCACUGCAACAAGGGCUUCAAACAGCGCGAGCACCUCACCAAACACGCGAGCACGCACUCCAGAGAGGGCCAGUUCAAGUGUGUUUGGUGCGGCGAGCGUUUCAGUGACUUGGGCUCUUUGCAGGAUCACACGGUGCAGCACACAGCCGAUGGAGGGGGUUACCCUGUGCCCCAGUGCAUAUAAAUCCCUGGAAACUUUUUCCCUCAAACAGACUCCGGUCCUCUUGUCUAUCCCUUGUAGGCUGUUUAUUCAGCCUAACUAUCACCGCAUCUGCAGGACAGACCAGGCUGUUAUUAAUGCACUCAUUCACUUCAGUGAUACAUCAGGUUUUCAUUGCUUUACUAACCUGCCCAAAGCCCUCAUUCCAUAAAAUCCUGAGGAGGCCUUUUUUUUCUCCAUGUGCGUUCCUUUUUGUUCCACCUCUUUUUCUUCUUUUACCACUCCCCUUUUUCUCAGUUCAAAUAGUUGAUAGCAGUGAAGAGGCCACAACCACUUAACUGCCAUCAUUUAUACUUGGACUGAAACAGGUACCAUAGUACAGGCUGAUUCAGCAAAUACUUAGAUCCUCCUAAAAAAAAAAAAAAGAGAAAAUAAGUCCUUGUCUUAUAAGAGACAUAAAUUGUUUGGUAUAGUGUAAGGUGUGCUGAAUUAGUUAAUAUAGGCCUAUAAACCUAAACUGACCGGGCCACAAAUAUUUUCUUUGCCGCUAGAGUAUCCACUAAAGGGGGAUCAUUCCCUUGUUUUUUGCUUUCUCCCUCUCUUUCUCCGACUACAUCUCUUCCCCCCGCUCUUCAGUUUCUCCCUCAUUUUUUCCCCCCUCAUUUGUGCUUUUCUUUUGCAUCCUCUUUCGGUCUCAGCCUGUGACUUCAGACGCUUUUCACCUCCACACAGUAAUAGUGUAUCCAUCUGUUUUGGUCCCGACCCAGCUCCUUGUUCCCACGUCCCUCUGAGUUUUAGUACUUUACCUAUUAUUUAUGAAGUAGUACCAGAAAGCUCCUCAAUGUAUGUGAAGGAAAAUGGGGUGAAGGGUGGAGUUUGGGGAUUUAUAGUCCUAUAGUGAAAUUAUUCAGAUGAGAAAAUGUGAGCGUAUGUGUGGCCCAUAGUUUAUGGCUACCUCCCGUUUGUACCAAAACACCAGUAUGAAGCAGCACCCGAUCCCAAAGGUGUGUAGACUAACCAACCAGCUGAAGUUAACCAAUAAAACCCCCAAUGAUCGAUACCAGUCUCUCUUGUCAGUAUAGACAUAUAUAGAAAUAUAUAUUUCACACCUAAUGUACUUCAUAUUCCUGCAGAGGUUUAUGCUGUUAGACUUAUGUGUCCUGGAAAUGUCCACGUUUUGAACAUUACACUUCCUCUCAGCCUGUACAUACUGUGGAUGUGUGGAAAUGUCAGAACUUGUCUUUCUUAAAAACAAUAUGUAAGAACUGUUUUUGUAUUCUUGCUACUUUUUACCAUGUGAAAUGUUUUGACAAAGGCUCUUUUGUUGUUUUUGUAGUCCAUGUAGUGAUUGUAUCUGUAUGUUGCAGGGAAUCUCUGAGCACCCUGUGUGUGUGUGUGUGUGUGAGUGUGUGUGUGAGUCUGAGUGUGUGAAUGUAAACAGUAUUCUGUCAAACAGGGAAAUUCAGACUGUAGAGAAUCGUAUUAUAAAUGUUUCAACAGACCUGCGCCUUUUUUUAAUUUACUAACCUUACUGGUCUGUCAGAGCUGUUUUUGCAGGAUGAACCUGCACUUUGUGUUACAUAUUUUCCAUGUUUUGAAAGAAAUAUUAAUACUGUUUGUUCUGUUACAAGUUGCAUUAAGGUUAACAUUGUGUCUCAGAGUGAAUGACACCUUCCUCCUCUGUGAAUGCUAUGGGAUUGUAGUUGCGCUUGAGAAGCCUGGAAUGCAGGUUGGUUUUACAUGUCAGCUGUGAUCGCCAUUGUUCCUUUUCCUGAUCAUCUGGGGAGCUGUUCCCUCUCCCCUCUCCUCCCCCCUCUCCCCCUCUGUCACUGUUGAUUCAUGGUUUGAGUGCAGUAUUGAAAAGUGUUGAAUACAAACGGAGGAGGCCAAGGAAGUACCUUUUUUGUUUUGUUUUUUUAAUUCUGGCUUGCAGUUCUUUUCUUUUUUUAGCCUUAAAGUGGCCAUAGUACCUCUCUGCUCCUUCCUCCUGUUCUGCUUUCUGUCUGUCUCCUUCAUCAGCCAUCAUGUUUCCUUUUUUAUUUUCUGAAUCUGGCAUUAUAAGACUUUGAGAACAACUUGGACUUAAAGUAAGGAAGUACUGUAUGUUUUUAUUUUCACAUUUGUUUUUAUUAAUUUUUAUGCGUAUUCUUUAAAUUGAUAUGAAUAUCUAUAUUCCUCGGAGAGACCAGGGCCUUGGGGUAGGUUUGUUGUUUUUAACUAUGUAGAAUUGUUUCUAAGGCCAAAUCACAGAAGAAACAAUUUCUACACAAAGAAUUCUGUAGGGUGGUGGUGUGAAAGUUGAGUAAUUACAACAAAAACUGUGUCAGGAAUCAAUGAAGGUGGGUUCAUAUUUGCCAAGACCUACAAGUGCUCAAGAAUGUUCAAAUUGUUAAUUGGUGCUGAUACAUCAUCAGAUGUGCAUAAUAAAAAAAUAGUUACUCCAGGUGCAGACCCAAGGACCUCACAUACUGUGUUGACAGUAGACUUAACAUGUAAUAAUAAUAAUACAAGUGUCUGUUCAAAGCCUAAUAAUUCCAGCCCUGCAGCACUGGUUUAGUUGUUUGUAUUAGUGAGGGCGACUGUGUGGUCGUGCAUUUGUCCUGUGUGUUAUAGAGUACUGUUGAGGUGUGUGAAACAUUAACGGACCAAUCUGCAGUGAGGAAUACUGCAAAGUGAAAGGGAGAGCCGCACUGAUCAGUCUGAUAUCUACGCAGUCAGGGAAAGGAGAGGAAACUCUCCUGUAUAAGCACAAAUGAAAUAAAUCCACCCUGCUGCAUUUUAACUGAUGGUUCUAAUGGAAAAAUUUGGUUCAGGCACCAGUUCACCCAGCCACCAUCCUCCUUCCUUUUCAGUUCCAGUAAAUAAACCCGUCAGACCCUGGUGUCUCUUGCUCUCUGCAUGCUUGCUGUGUUAGUUCCUGUGUUCUGUCCCUGGGAACUGGUGCCCCCUUCCUCCUCCCCCUCUUCCUCUCCUCACAGCACUGUUCCCUCCUAUAGCUUUUUUCAAAUUGUACUGUAGUUUAUGUGAAUGAUGUUGAAAAAAAAAAAAGAAAAGAAAAAAACUUUUGUGGCGACGUACAUGUACAUUCAUGCUAAGAUUAUCUGUAUGUAUGUAGCAUUCAAUUACACACAGCACUAACAAAUAAAACUUUUUUCAUUUAUAAAGUUACACGAGUCAACUGAGAUACAACAUUCGUCUGAUUUUGGAGAGAUGUUCUUGACUG